Molecule: messenger RNA, 856 nt
Organism: Phyllotreta striolata
Lineage: Eukaryota; Metazoa; Arthropoda; Insecta; Coleoptera; Chrysomelidae
Source: the annotation of a GenBank genome assembly
CGGGUAUUUCAGUCCGAUUUCGCUCAACGACAAUCAUGCUGUAUAGAGGGAUAUUUUUUCUAGCAGUCUCCGUCACGAUGGCUUCCGCUCAAACGGACUGGCAAAGUAUGUUGCCUGAUAUAAUCAAGAACCUACUCAACUAUAUACCCGGAAUGACCCGAAGCACCGACCUCUCUUACGAAAUAGACCCUCGGCAGGCCAACAUAGACGAGUACCCAGGCGAAGGGAUGAUGCGAUCUAACGACGAUUACCGCCGUAUGAGACAGAGCGAUUUGAACGGAGAGGACGCGGCCAAACGGGCGGAGGAUUUGAGCGAGGCGGCGCGCGAACGCUUCGACAGAAUGAAGGAGGAGCUGGAAGAGCUGGCCAGGAAGCGCGAAGAGGACUUGGAAGCGGCCAAAAGGCACAAUGUGUUGACAGUACCUAUACAGAAACGACUGGAAGAGCUGGCCAGGAAGCGCGAAGAGGACUUGGAGGCCAGAAAGCAAAAUGUGUUGAUAGUACCUAUACAGAAACGACUGGAAGAGCUGGCCAGGAAGCGCGAAGAGGACUUGGAAGCGGCCAAAAGGCACAAUGUGUUGACAGUACCAAUAAAUAAACGACUGGAAGAGCUGGCCAGGAAGCGCGAAGAGGACUUGGAAGCGGCCAAAAGGCACAAUAUGUUGACAGUACCUGUACCGAAACGGUCCGCUGCACUCAGGAGGAUGAGAGAUGAUGUGAUGAUCCAAGAGCCCUAUUUCGAUCCCUUCAAAAGAAAUGACGAUUUGGAAGAGGAAAUGAGAUGAGCCAUUCUCAUGAGAUUUUGUUUCAUCUACUUGUUUCUGCUUCGAUAUAAUAAAUUUAAUUUCAGUUAUGU